Molecule: messenger RNA, 546 nt
Organism: Plasmopara halstedii
Lineage: Eukaryota; Oomycota; Peronosporomycetes; Peronosporales; Peronosporaceae
Product: related to cox19-cytochrome c oxidase assembly protein
Exons: 5
Coding region: 1-546 (181 amino acids)
Biological process (GO): mitochondrial respiratory chain complex IV assembly
Cellular component (GO): mitochondrial intermembrane space
Source: RefSeq, a predicted model, not a curated record
AUGAACGCAGCUCAAGCGCCUUCGCAGAAUAAGCGGCCACCGGAGAAGGGAUCAUUUCCUCUUGAUCAUUAUGGUGAGUGCAAACCAGCCAUGAAGGAAUUUUUGGCUUGCAUGCGUAAGCACGGAAAUAGCCAUAUUGAUUGCAAGCAACUCUCAGCGUCCUACUUACAAUGCCGUAUGGAUAAGGGUUUGAUGCAAUCCGAAGAGCUGGAAAAGUUAGGAUUUCAUGAGGAAGGCAUGAAGAAGACGUGGAAGGAUAAAACGAAUGAGGGAAGAAAAGAAGGCGAGGGUUUUGUGGCAGGUUUGGGCAUUAAAAAAGGUCGCUACGAAAAAGGUGGAUUUAAGGAUUGUCCUUUCAGUCUAAAGGAAGGUCAGUCUGUAGUUGCAAGUAGCUUCGCAAGCAAUGUUUAUUCACCCAGUAUCGCAAAUUAUAGCAACAACAAAAAAGCCGAAUCGAAUAAAGACCGCAGAAAAAAGAUGAAGGCAUUGAAAUCGAUGUCGUGGUCUUUCACAGCGAUAGUUUACUUAUUAACUCCCUCACUGUGA